AUGUCACCGGAUUCCUCGCUUUAUGCGCCAGGUCCGUCUUCCCACAGAAACACGGACGAGACGAACUCAAUCCGCUUCCACUCCUACCCACGCCUGGCCAUCGCCACCAUGGCCAACGGCGACGAUGACAAUGCCUCGCGCGAUUCUGCGCCCGACCUCCAGAUCCUCGGCGACCAGAUCACCCUCCAGCCCUCGGGCUACGUCGAGCCUCCCGUACCACAUCCAAGCCACGCUGUUCACGAUGCCACUGUCGACGACGACGCCGAAGCCGAGAAGGAGGAGGCCCUCAUGAAACACACCGCCCACUUCCGCUCCGAGCCUCUGCAGUUCCUCCGCGAAGUCUCGCUGUAUGUGUCCGGCACAGGCUGGCGCGCCUACGACGAUGUCAUUGGCCAGCCCAUCUUCUACUCGGGCUUCUCCGAGAACAUGAAAAACGCCAUCCUGUCUGCACCUUUGCUCAACGCCCGGAUAUCCAAGUUGGCGGAGCGGAGGCUGGCCGUGGAGGAGAGCAAGGGCUUGUUGGGAGACAGAACCAAGGACAGCCGGGAGUAUGACAUCCGAAAGGCCCAGCGACGGAGUUUCCUCGAAAGUGGCCUGCGGGAGGUUGCCGACAAAUGGACAGACCAGAUGAUCUGCAAAUUCGAGAGCAAGACCUUCAUCAGGGGCGCCUACUAUCUCGUCACUCAGCUCCUGACCAGGGCAUAUCACCAAGGGAUACACGUGUCGUCCGAGGAGGUCUUGCGACUGCGGAGAGUCGCCGAAAAGGCUGCCGCCAACAAGCAGAGCAUCGUCUUCCUGCCUUGUCAUCGGUCGCACGUCGAUUAUGUCUCCAUGCAGCUCAUCUGUUAUCGCCUUGGGAUUGCUCUGCCUGUUGUCGUUGCUGGUGACAACCUGAAUUUCCCGCUGGUGGGCAGUUUUCUGCAGCACGCUGGCGCAUUCUAUAUCCGGAGAGCAUUUGGGGAUGACACCCUAUACACGACCCUUGUUCAGACUUACAUCGAUACUUUACUGCAGGGUGGUUUUAAUUUUGAGUGUUUCAUUGAGGGCGGACGUUCAAGAACCGGAAAGCUGUUGUCACCAAAAUUUGGUAUACUGGGCUUCAUCAUUGACAGCCUGUUGUCCGGCCGGGUCAAUGAUACCAUCAUAUGCCCGGUCAGCACACAAUAUGACAAGGUUAUUGAAACCGAGGGCUAUGUCACAGAGUUGCUCGGUGUGCCCAAGAAAAAGGAGAACCUUGCAGACUUCCUGAGCAGCGGCGGGUCCGUAUUAUCACUGAGACUGGGCCGAGUUGACGUGCGUUUCCACGAGCCUUGGAGCCUGCGAGGUUUCAUCAACGAGCAGCUCACAAGGCUUAACCAUCCUCCGAAAUCUCUCAAGGUAGAUAUAGACCCCAGCAUUCGCCAAAAGCUCCUCCGCAUUCUCGGAUAUCGAGUCUUGGGCGACAUCAACGACGUCUCCGUGGUGAUGCCUACUGCCCUUAUCGGAACCGUCCUGUUGACCUUGCGCGGCCGUGGCGUUGGCAAGACCGAGCUUGUACGGAGGGUAGAGUGGCUUAUCGAGAGAGUUCGCGCUAAGGGUGGGCGUGUGGCGCACUUUGGCAAUGCUCCGCUAUCUGAGGUGAUCGACCGAGGCCUCGAAGUGCUCGGCAAGGACCUGGUUGGCGUCGUCGAUGGCCUUCCGGAACCGACCUACUACGCUGUCGAUCGCUUCCAGCUGAGCUUUUACAGGAACAUGACCAUCCACUUGUUCAUAACCGAGGCGUUAGUCUCGGCGGGCAUGUACACUCGCGUCAAGCAGGGCGGUGGGCCAGCCAUCCAAGACAUUUCGUACAGGGACUUGCACGAUCAAGUCCUAUUCCUCAGUUCUCUUUUCAGGGGGGAGUUCAUCUUCUCAGGCGAAGGACUGGCGGUCAAUCUGAACAAGACGCUCGCUGGCCUUGAAGCUGACGGCGUCCUGACUCUAAAGCGGGACGAGCAGGGCCAGGUCACGACUGUGGGGCUGUCUGACCAGGAGAGAAGGCAGAAUGAGGUGUGGAUCGAGGUAUCCAAGGCACAAAAUAGUGCUCAAAUUCUCGGCAAAACUCUCUACCACCAGGGCGACCUUUCUUACUUCGAAGCCGUGAACAAGGAAACCCUCAAGAACGCGUACACACGCUUCGAAGAGGAGGGCAUUAUCCAAGUCGUCAAGUCCAGAGACACAAAGAUCCCGCCACGGCUGCGCCUAGCGCCCGAGUGGCAGCCGGCCCGCGACUCAGAGACCGGUGACCUCAGCGCCAUAGGCUCUCGGCUAUGGAACUUCACGGAGAAGAUCGCCAGCAGCCGGCGCGAGGGCAAGAAUAGGCGCGACGGUGCGACGGUAAGCACGAGAGUGGUUCGGCUGACGGACCUGCUUGGGCGCAAACUGUUCGAGGAGGCAGUGAGCGGUGCCGAGGGCAAGGGCAAGGGCAAGGGGAAGGGGAAGGAGAAGGCCAGCUAUCCCACCCUGAGCAGCGAGGAUGCGCUGGUUCUCAAGAGGACUGUCCGGGAGCAGCGCCGGCGGAGGAGCCUAGAGAAGAGGGCGCGGCUGUAG
Molecule: messenger RNA, 2568 nt
Organism: Diaporthe amygdali
Lineage: Eukaryota; Fungi; Ascomycota; Sordariomycetes; Diaporthales; Diaporthaceae
Product: glycerol-3-phosphate acyltransferase
Exons: 4
Coding region: 1-2568 (855 amino acids)
Cellular component (GO): mitochondrial membrane
Source: RefSeq, a predicted model, not a curated record